UAAGCGUUAUAAGAAUCGACUUCAAAUCAGCGUAACGGACUUGGUUAUUAAAUUCAUAAGCUGAAUUUUAUUGACUUUUCCAUUAUGUUUCCAAGAUAUUUAUAGGUACAUGUAUUUAAAUUUUUUAUGUUCUUACGAAGAUGAUUGUUUUUCUGAUAAUAGGUAUAAUUGCAGUAGUUGACUGUCUGGAACCACUGGCAGACAACAACAUAGAUGAAGAAACAAAAACUACAUUAUAUAAAUACAUUAAUUCAAUACCAGAUAUAAAAUCUCGUUACGUUAUCGAUGAUUCACUAACCAAAAUAAUAGAUUACUAUUUUAAAGGGAAAAUUAACACCUUACCUCUAUACAAGUUAAGUUUGACUAUAGACAGGGAUCCAGUAAAGAUCCCAUGGUCUACGGACCAAGCAGACACUCACAACGAGAAUGAAAUACAAAAAGCUCUGAAUGAGCAAAACGACAAAAAAACGAAGGGAAAACAUUACAAAGUGAAAAUGAUAUCGAAAUUGGCGAUGGGAAAGAAGAAACGAACAACCGAGAAGCCAAUAACGACGGAAGCGACAUCUGGACCGUCCACCGCGUGAUCUGUGUCCGGCGAAGUAGAAUAAAACAGGAUAUUUGUAUGGUUA
Molecule: messenger RNA, 629 nt
Organism: Spodoptera frugiperda (fall armyworm)
Lineage: Eukaryota; Metazoa; Arthropoda; Insecta; Lepidoptera; Noctuidae
Exons: 2
Coding region: 141-584 (147 amino acids)
Source: RefSeq, a predicted model, not a curated record